Molecule: messenger RNA, 1244 nt
Organism: Periophthalmus magnuspinnatus
Lineage: Eukaryota; Metazoa; Chordata; Actinopteri; Gobiiformes; Gobiidae
Product: sorting nexin-4-like
Exons: 4
Coding region: 384-692 (102 amino acids)
Biological process (GO): protein transport
Source: RefSeq, a predicted model, not a curated record
CUAAACCAGGUCUAAACCAGGUCUAAACCAGGACUAAACCAGGACUAAACCAGGACUAAACCAGGACUAAACCAGGUCUAAACCAGGACUAAACCAGGACUAAACCAGGACUAAACCAGGACUAAACCAGGUCUAAUCCAGGUCUAAACCAGGUCUAAACCAGGUCUAAACCAGGACUAAACCAGGUCUAAACCAGGUCUAAACCAGGUCUAAACCCUUAACAGUCCAAAUCCCUGUUUAAUUCCUUGUAUCAGGUCUAAAGUCUUGUGGUUGUGUUUUUCAGGGCCGUGUGCAGAAAACAUGAGCUGACGCAGUUUGAGCUGGAGGUCUAUACCCAGGACCUGGUCACCAAGAGGCAGCAGAGAGAGGAGCUGGCCACCGGGAUGGUGCGCACGUUCUCGCUCAAAGGCGUCACAAAUAAACUGUUUGGUGCCGAGGCUCCAGAGCAGAGAGAGGCUCGGCUGAAGCUGCUGGAGGAGCUGAUCUGUGAAGGUCAGGACGGGGUCAAAGACAAGACGCUGGAGUGUCAGGAGCAGGUGGAGCGGGGACUCGUCGACAUGCAGAGAUUUAAAGAACAGAAGGACAAAGACCUGAAGGAGGCGCUCAUCAGCUACGCCCUCAUGCAGGUGUCCAUGUGCAAGAAGGGAAUCCAAGUCUGGAGCAACGCCAAAGAAUGUUUCCUCAAGAUGUAACUCAAGAGUUUAGAACGAACUAAACCUGAACAGUUUGAACCAGAGCUGUGCAUUAUGGGAAAAAGAGAAAACCAUUUGAACAAGUGUGAGAUUUCCACUUUGACAGGUUCAGAGGAGGGAGGACUGUUACAUUUACUCCAGGAACUUUUAAAACAAAUGGUACUUUUCUAGUGUAGAGGCUGGAAAAUGCCACGUGUAAAAACAGACGCCCCUCAAAAUGUUCUUCUCUUAUUUGAGGAUUUGAUUUUCAUUCAACAGUUGAUGUGGUUCCAUUAUCUGUUUGAGUUAAAGUGCAUUUCCUCCACUGUCCAGUAGAUGGCGAGUGUGGCGCAGUGUUGGUGGAGAGUAGACUGAGAGCUGCAGAGGAAGAAUCCUCCUGAAGUAAAGCAACACAUGAUCUGUCUGUUCUUCUAUUUACAGGUUUGGAACACGAAAAUCACCAGUUUUAUGUCAAGUAUCAAAGUUAGAAGAGGUCAAAGGUUAAACUGAGUGUUGUGGGUAAAAGUGGAACAAAGUUUAUAAAGGUUUUUGAGCACAUCGAAAUCUCAUAGA